CGUCUCACUGGGAUGAGUAGCUCGGUGAAAAUGGCGGACUGUAUACGUGUUCCUCUGAUUUUGCUGGUUAUGUCCCUCUUUUCAUAUGCCCACCAACUUCGACUAGACAACGCCGACCUCGGUGGCAGAGCGGGUGCAAACGCCGAUAAACCAGCAAACUCCGCCGCGGGUCUGGGAGCCGGGCUGAACCCAGGAGCCGCUGAGAGGAACCCGGCUGCAGGGGCCUUGGUUACACGGAGACGUUCUACCGGGUGGAAGCUGUCUGAUGAGGCGGUGUGUAGGGAUGACCUGACCCGGCGCUGCCCCAAACAUUCAUGGAACAACAACCUGGCGGUGCUGGAGUGUCUCCAGGACAAAAAGGAGGAAACUGAAAUUGCUGCUGACUGCAGUCAUCUCCUGUGGAACUAUAAGUUGAACCUCACCACUGAUCCGAAGUUUGAGUCUGUAGCUGUGGAGGUCUGCAAAACGACAAUCUCUGAGAUUAAAGAAUGUGCAGCAGAGGAGUUGGGAAAGGGCUUCUUGGUCUCCUGCCUGGUGGACAACCGUGGCAACAUCACCGACUACCAGUGCAACCAGUACAUCACCAAGAUGGCCAGCAUCAUUUACAGCGAUUAUCGACUUAUCUGCGGCUUCUUAGACAAUUGUCGGGAUGACAUCAACACUCUGCGCUGUGGUAGCAUUAGCACUGGAGAGAAGGAUAUUCAUUCACAGGGGGAAGUGAUCGCCUGUCUGGAGAAAGGUUUAGUUCGUGAGGCUGAGGAGCAACCAGGUGCACAUCACAUCAAGGACGACUGUAAGAAGGCUAUCAUGAGAGUUGCCGAACUCUCCUCUGAUGAUUUCCACCUGGACCGCUACCUGUACUUAGCUUGCAGAGAUGACCGUGAGCGGUUCUGUGAAAAUACACCAGCCGGGGAGGGUAGAGUUUAUAAAUGUCUUUUCAAUCACAAGUUUGAAGAAGCCAUGUCUGAGAGGUGCCGUGAGGCUUUGACCACCAGACAGAAGUUGAUUGCCCAGGACUAUAAGGUGAGCUACUCACUGGCCAAAGCUUGCAAGUCAGACCUAAGAAAGUACCGCUGCAACAUGGACACAAACAUGCCUCGAGCCAGAGAAACCCGUCUCUCCUACCUCCUGCUGUGCCUUGAGGCAGCUCUACAUCGAGGUCGAGUAGUGAGCGGUGAGUGUCAGGGAGAAAUGAUGGACUACAGAAGGAUGCUGAUGGAAGAUUUCUCCCUGAGUCCUGAGAUCGUGCUUCACUGUCGCAGUGAGAUUGAGAAUCAUUGCUCUGGUUUGCAUCGGAAAGGUCGGACGCUUCAUUGCCUAAUGAGGGUUGGCCGAGAAGACAUGGGAACUAUUGAGCCCACCUGCCAGAGAGCUCUUCAGGCACUGAUCCAGGAAGCAGACCCAGGAGCUGAUUAUCGUAUCGACAGGGCGCUUAAUGAGGCCUGUGAAUCCGUCAUCCAGACAGCCUGCAAACAUAUCCGCAGUGGAGACCCCAUGAUAUUAUCUUGUCUGAUGGAGCAUCUGUACACCGAGAAGAUGGUGCAGGACUGUGAGCACAAGCUGCUGGAGCUGCAGUACUUCAUUGCCAGAGAUUGGAAGCUUGAUCCAAUUUUGUAUAAGAAAUGUCAAGGCGAUGCAGCUCGACUCUGCCACACUCACGGCUGGAAUGAGACCACUGAGACGAUGCCAGCUGGUGCCAUCUUCUCCUGCCUGUAUCGCCAUGCUUAUCGCUCGGUGGAGCAGGGACGGAGGCUCUCCAGAGACUGUAAGGUGGAGGUGCAGCGGAUUCUCCACCAGAGGGCGCUAGAUGUAAAGCUAGAUCCCGAGCUGCAGAGGCGCUGCAUGUCCGACCUGGGGAAGUGGUGUAGUGAGAAGACGGAGUUGGCCGGCCAGGAAUUGGAGUGUCUGCAGGAUCAUUUGGAGGACUUGGUGUCUGAUUGCAGGGAAGUGGUGGCAAACCUGACGGAGCUAGAAUCAGAGGAUAUUCAGAUUGAAGCCCUAUUAAUACGAGCCUGUGAACCUGUAAUUCAAGCGUACUGCCAUGAGGUGGCUGACAAUCAGAUCGACUCUGGUGACCUAAUGGAGUGUUUGGUUCAGAACAAACAUCAGAAAGAGAUGAAUGAUAAGUGUGCAGUGGGAGUCACACACUUUCAGCUGAUUCAGAUCAAAGAUUUCCGUUUCUCAUACAAGUUUAAGACUGCCUGCAAAGAGGAUGUCCUCAAGCUUUGCCCCAACAUUAAGAAGAAGGUGGAUGUUGUUAUCUGCCUCAGCACCACAGUGAGAAACGACACCCUACAGGAUGGCAAGGAGCAGCGAGUUUCUGUCAAAUGUCGUAAACAGCUUCGAGUGGAGGAAGUGGAGAUGGUAUUUUCACUGAUGCACUAUGUGGUUGAGUGUCUGAAAGAGAACAAACGGCAGCUGUAUCCACGCUGUCACCAAAGGAUCUUCAAGCUUCAGGAGGUGGAGAUGGUUGAUCCUGAACUGGACUACCAGCUGAUGAAAGUCUGCAAGCACAUGAUCCGGCGUUUCUGUACAGAAUCAGAGGGGAGGAAUGUUCUUCAGUGCCUGAAGCAGAACAAGAACAGUGAACUGAUGGAUCCGAAGUGCAAACAGUUGAUCACCAAGAGACAGAUUACCCAGAACACAGACUUCAGAUUGAACCCGGUGCUAAAGAAGGCGUGCAAGGCUGAUAUCCCAAAAUUCUGCCAGUCCAUCAUCAACAAGGCCACAGCCGACACGGAGCUAGAGGGUCAGGUCAUUUCCUGCCUGAAACUCAAAUAUGCAGACCAGCGUUUGUCUCCUGACUGUGAAGAUCAAAUUCGAGUAAUCUUGCAAGAGUCUGCUCUGGACUACAGACUGGAUCCUCAGCUCCAGAUCCACUGCACACAGGAGAUUUCAAGUCUGUGUCCAGAGGAGGCUGCAGCUCAGGAGCAAACUGGGCAGGUGGAGGAGUGCCUUAAACUCAAUCUUUUGAGGAUUAAGCAGGAAGCAUGUAAGAAGGAGGUACUGAACAUGCUGAAGGAGAGCAAGGCGGACAUCUUUGUUGAUCCCGUGCUUCACACAGCCUGCGCUCUGGAUAUCAAACACCACUGUGCUGCCAUCCCACCUGGCAGGGGACGACAGAUGUCAUGUCUGAUUGAGACGCUGCAAGACAAACGUGUUCGUCUGCAGCCAGAGUGCAAGAAGAGACUCCAGGAUCGCAUUGAGAUGUGGAGCUUUGCUGCCAAGAUGCCUCCUGCUGAGGGCCUGUCAGACCUGGCCAAGCAAGUGUUGUCCUCACCAUCCAAGAACUAUAUCCUGACUGUGAUGGCUGCAGGUGUGACCCUGCUUUUCCUAAUCGGGAUGGUUUCUGGCCGAUUCACUAAACGAGUCACUCAGGAGCUGAAGAAGAGGUAGACCCCGCCUGGUGAUCAGGAAGUGUCCACAGGAGAACUGGCCGCCUCUGAGGAGUUCCUGAUGCUCUCACUGAACUCCCAUUUUCCCCAUAGAAGAGACACUGAACGCCUGCAACAUCCAACCUGAUUUGUCUUCAUCGUUUUUUUGUUUCUGCUUUUUGCUCUUAACUGCUGCUGGGAAAUGACAUUACGCUCUAACCCUCACAGAAACGUGGCUAUGACUUUCCAAGCCUUAAGAGACGGCGCUUUCCUUUCAGUUUAUUCUUCAGAUUUUUGGUUGGAUGAGUGUUGCCUCCGUAUGAAUUCUAUCCGCCCGUCUGGUGUACAUGCAGUAUUUGUCUCAUCUCCUGCUGAUUUUUGGGGAGGAGGUGGAUAUGUCUGAAGAUUUGAGGGAUAACCUCUCACAACCAGCAGAGAGGUGGAGAAUAAAACUUUCCAAAGUGUAAAUGUGUAGAAAGUGGGAUGGGAUAAGACCGACCUAUAAAGUGGGUUAAUGACUUUAAUAUUUUGAUAAUGAAGCUGUGUUCUUUGGCAUGAGUGUGUGCUGUCUUUCUGCCCCAAUAUUCUUUUCAGUUGUAUCUUUAACUAGUUUUGGGGGGGCCGGGGGUUAUUGUACUUUUUUUUUAAGCCAUGGGACUGCAGGGCAGGUGAGGCCAACCAACCAGCCACCUCUUAACUGAGCAACAUUUGAUUAAAAGAGGAGUGAAGACCUUUCGGUCCACCCUGGUCACCCGUGUCCUCCUCUGUGGCUGCCAGCUGUACUUGCUGGUCCCAGGUACCUAUCGCAUUCCUUCACAUAGCAGCGCAACUUCCCAUGUGAGAGCAAAAGAGGCUGUAUUUCUCAUUUUUACUGUAACUGGUUUGGUGCCAGUUGGUAGAAUGGGGGAUCCGUCCAGACAGGUUGAGAGCAUUUUAGACAAAAAAAAAAGUCAAAGAACUAAAGACAGAUCAGAUUAUUUUAAAGAUGUAAACAGUUUGUGUAAAGAUGUUACUGGAAUCAUUGCACAGUUUUUCUUCUUGUUUUUCUAAUAUCAGUGACUAUAAAUGUUUUUAUAGCUUUAUUUAUUGUUUACUCUGUUUUUUUUUUUCUUUGAUUUGAAUGUUCUCUCUGCGUGCCUUUUUUUUUCUAGCAUGACCUUUAGCAGGAAAGAAGAGACAGAGGUCUGAAUUCCUGCAGUCAUCAUCAUCAUCAUCCAGUAGCUUGGCAUAUUUUGGUAGAUUUUGAACAGUCACUGAAUUUUGGCAUUAAAAUUCAGUUUGUGUGCAGGAAGUGGUGGGUUUGGCUCUGUGGCAGCAAAAGUAUCUGUAUCAAACGUAUUUUUGAUUUAAAGCAUUAACUUGAAUCACUCACAACUUAACAUCCACAUGUUGAAAACAGCUAAUCUAGAUUUCCAUUAAUAUAACUAAUUUUGAGAAAUCCAUACACUACACAGGUUUAAGUCAAGGUGGCUUUUUCUGUCUAGUUUAUCCUGACUAUCAGUAAAAUGAUCUAUAGAUGUUUUAUUUUAAUCUUGCUGCACUUUGAUGCCAUUCCGUAGAUUAACAUGGUUGGUGUGCUGAUUUCAACUUGGGUGUUUCCUUAAGCUCUCUGGUCUUUCUGGAUAAGGUGUGUAUGUCUGUCUAUGAGAGUGUGAACAGAGCAGCUGAGUGACUACAUCUGUAGUGAAUGAAGUGCUGUAUUGGUUUUGCAGUGGUCAUGCUGCUUCUUUUUUCACCUUUCCAUUUUUUAAAGCUCCUUCUUAAAGCUUAAAGUUGAUAAGUGCUAUUCUUGCUGUCUGCAGAUCCAAACCUUCUCCAUUGAAAUGCCUUUUUCAAUCUUUUUUUGUGUUUUUUUGUUUUGCUUUAAUUUUUUUUUCAAAGUUGUGCCUAAUCACCAUCCAGCUCAGAGACCAAGGGAGCUGAACGUUCUUGCAGCUCCUAAAAAAAUGACAGGGUUGAACAGAGAUGGACCGUGUCCCCAUAUGUUAAUUGUUACCUUCAGUUUAGACUCUGGGCAGCUGGGUCCUCUCUCUUAUAUCAUCCAGAGUGUUGAUGGAACGUUGUUCUUUUUUUAGGUUUAUGAUGGAAUAUGUUGUACACACAGAACUCCUGAUUGGUUUUCACUGUUUUUUUUUUUCCCUUUUUUUUUUUUUGCUCUAUAAAGAAAACUA
Cyprinodon variegatus (sheepshead minnow) is the source of this 5545-nucleotide messenger RNA. Its product is annotated as Golgi apparatus protein 1-like. Bases 13 to 3396 code for a protein of 1127 amino acids. NCBI's taxonomy places the organism in Eukaryota, Metazoa, Chordata, Actinopteri, Cyprinodontiformes, Cyprinodontidae. Gene Ontology annotation, cellular component: Golgi membrane. The transcript has 24 exons. Gene Ontology annotation, molecular function: fibroblast growth factor binding. The record is from RefSeq and is a predicted model, not a curated record.